Sinocyclocheilus grahami is the source of this 416-nucleotide messenger RNA. RefSeq names its product G2/M phase-specific E3 ubiquitin-protein ligase-like. Lineage: Eukaryota; Metazoa; Chordata; Actinopteri; Cypriniformes; Cyprinidae. The record is from RefSeq and is a predicted model, not a curated record. The transcript has 2 exons. The coding region runs from base 8 to 400 and encodes 130 amino acids.
UCCAGCAAUGCAGAAUGAUGAUUACUUCACUGCUGGUGUUGCCAUUGCCCUCUCAGUUGUCCACGGGGGACCAGGACCACAGUUCCUUUCACCAAGCCUCUUUAGAGCACUGACGACUAGCCCUGAGGCCACAGUCAUUUCUGUUGAAGAGAUUACAGACCCAGAGCUUUGCAUCAACUUGCAGAGAUUAGCUUCUGGGGAUUAUGAUGCCUUCAACAACAUUGAGACCAUCGUAGAUAUGGCUGGGACAUUUGCAGUUAUCAACGACCCUCAAACAGCCAGGAAGGUUGCCUUAGAUACUGCACACUGGUACUGUCUUGGUCGCAGUCGGUCUGCAUUUGAGAGGUUUGUAUUUCUUGGUAAUAAAAUGUUAUGGAUUACAUUUUAUAAUGCACUGUAACUAACAGGGCUUUUUU